This is a messenger RNA of Macrobrachium nipponense, 4757 nucleotides long. RefSeq lists its product as uncharacterized. Gene Ontology annotation, molecular function: DNA-binding transcription factor activity, RNA polymerase II-specific; RNA polymerase II transcription regulatory region sequence-specific DNA binding. NCBI's taxonomy places the organism in Eukaryota, Metazoa, Arthropoda, Malacostraca, Decapoda, Palaemonidae. Gene Ontology annotation, biological process: regulation of transcription by RNA polymerase II. The transcript is spliced from 6 exons. Bases 111 to 3668 code for a protein of 1185 amino acids. The record is from RefSeq and is a predicted model, not a curated record. Gene Ontology annotation, cellular component: nucleus.
CAGGAGUCGUGUCCCGCAACGAAAGAAGAAGAAUUGUAAACAUUGGCACCUUUUUUUUUGUUUUUGUUUACGCGAGCUGUCAUUAAUUUUCUGGACGAGCUUCCUCUGAGAUGAACGACUUCAAAACACAGCUCAAUGGACUUCUAGCAACUUUGCAGACACUGCCAGAUGUUGAGCAGCAGACAGCACUUGCCCUCAUACAGUCUUCACUUGAUGGCCAGCUGAAAAUUGUAAAGCAUGAGCAUUAUGAAAAUGCUUUACCUCAAGAUAAUUCAUCUAACAAUGAAAAUGCUUGUCAUUCAGCUUUGCAAUCCACAAAUGACCCUCCAACAGAGGUUAUUCACAGUGAAGGUGGAGGUCCCCAGCAAGACUUUCUAGAAAUUGCCAAAAGUCCCAAAUUACCCCAUCAUGAACAAAGGGUCAAAGAAGCAAGACCAGAAAUAAUUUUGCAGUUGCCUGCUAUAGGUGCGCUUAGUCAGGAUUCAGGUUUCUCAGAAAAAAUCAAAGUCAGUGCUUCUCUGCAACAUAAUUUUUCAGAAAUAGAACCCAGCACUUCAGAUUUCACUCAGACUACUGAAUCUUUAGAAAAAUCCCAAGACCUGUUAGGAAGUACUGAUCAACUUCCUCACACACAGCAAUGUUUGCCAUACUCUGAAGUUUUCCAGGGUGGCAAUGAGGCUGUAAUUGAUCCUGGAGGACUUGAGGACCCACAGCAGCUAGCAGUAAGUCUUAUUUCCACCAGAGAUGCUGAAGAGCUUGCCCUUGUUGCUACAGAAGAGCUUGAGAAAACAUACCAAGACUCAUUCGAUGCAUAUCAUCUGAAAAAUAGUAUUGAUCCAAAAAAGAACACAUAUAUCAUGGUACCACUUUUAGAUAAGGUGAAAUUUGUCAAGGUUGAUGUUGAUUUGGAAGAUGUUGAGGCUGCUAGUAGCAUAUGUCUUGGGGACCCUUGUGACAAAGUGCUGUCUCCCAGUAAAGAGACUUCUUUACCUUGUUCUCUAGAAAACAUUUUCAGAGAUGCAAAUAGAGAUGGUAAUGAAGAUUGUGAAGGCAACGUAGAGUCGGAAAAGAAGCCAAUAGAUUUAAGCACUUUUGCUGCUCCCAAAGACAUCUCCAAGACUAAUAAGGAAGAAUUUUAUGGUGAAUCUGUAGAUAUGCCAUGCAGUACAUCAAGUGAGGGGAAAGAAUUUGAUGAUAUAACAAGUCAAGAUGUUAGUAGAGCACCAGCAGCAGGGGUCAGAAAGAAGAGAAAAAGAAGUGAAUGCAAGUCUGUGCAAGGGAGACAUUCACCCAAGAAAUUGAAAUCCAAAAGUACCACUGAUAGUAGAAGCGUUGAGAACACUGAUGAGUUAAGUCAAGAGAACACAAGCCAAACUUUAGUUUUUGACUCUUCUGUUCAAAACACAGGUCCAUCUGGAGCUUCUAGUGAUAAUCUAGAACUUAAUGUGAGGGAAAUUGAAGGCAUAUCAGCCACGGCAAGCCAGAUAGAUUACAAGGAAUCCCAGAUAGAUGAUGAGAAUUUUGAAAAAGGCUUUGAAAACUUGUUUCCAAAGUUAGGAGAUGCUUCUCUGUCGCCAAAUUUACGCCCUGUGUCCUGCCGCAAUUGCAAGAAGGAAUUGGCUGAUGUGUCUCUGCUGUCAGUUCAUCAGAAGCAGUGUGAAGGUCACCUUACUUGUUCAUAUUGUCAAGCAAAAUUUUCUCAUAAGGUCACUUACAUCAAACAUAUGCAGGGUCACAAGAGGAACGAGUGCACUAAGUGUCCGCAGAACUUCUGCAAUCACAAGAAAUUGAAAGCACAUAUGAAAGCUGUUCACAAGAUUGAUUUGGUUUCCAAAACGUAUUCCUGCACUUACUGCACCAGGACCUUCUUGAAGCGUUCCUCUCUUUUCUAUCACUUUAAGAUCCAUGCUACUGGUACAGAGAUUGUGUGCAAUCGCUGUGGCAAGUUCUGCAAAGAUCAAGAGAGCUAUGAUGCUCACAUGGAUGAACACUCAAAGGCUUCAAAUUUCCAUUGCAACAUAUGUUCAGCAAGUUUCACAAGACAGCAGCAAUAUGAUGAUCACCAGAAGCACCAUAAGAAAAACAAGUGCGAGAUCUGUGGCCAGCCUUUCACCAACAAAAAGGCACUAGUUCGUCAUUGUCGAAUAGACCACAAGACGUUUCCCCAGAAUAUUCCUCCUGAACCCCAAUACAAGUGUGACAAAUGUGAUCGCGUCUUCAACAGGCCUUCCCUUCUUCAGCAACACCAGCAUUUACAUACAGGAAUAAAGCCCUUGGAGUGUUUGUUGUGUGAAAAGCAGUUCUUCAACAAACGAAGCCUCCGAAAGCACAUUAACACUGUGAAUCAUCAGAACUUCCUGUACAUGCAGAAUGACCACGCCUACAUAAUGCAGGACGGCUUUAAUUGUGAAGCUUGCAAUAUAAAAUUGCCAUCGAAAAAUAUGUUGUUGACCCACUCUAGAGUGUACCAUAAGGUAGGAGUUACUUGGAGUUGUCCAUAUUGUGAAUACAAAACUAAGCGCCAUUAUGCUCUUAAAACCCACAUGGAACUUCAUGCUGGUAAUCGGAAUUUUAUGUGUGAAUUAUGCGGUAGUUCUUUUCAUGCUCUUGCAACGCUUAAAGAUCAUCACAAUUUUGUUCAUUCUGAUGAACGAAAGUACAAAUGUAAGGAAUGUGAUAAAACCUUCAAAAAUAGAUCAACUUUAUCUCGCCACAACCACACACAUUCAGAUGCCAGGCCCUAUGAGUGUAAGUGUGGGUUUAGGUACAAACGAUAUUCUCACUUAAAACGUCAUAUGUCUUCUGCUCAUAAAAUUGUUCUAAAACCAAGGACCCUAAAGAAAUUUAAACGAAUAGAUGAAAUUGAGGCUAACAAAGAAAAAACCUUAAGUCAAGAGCAAGCACAAGUAACAGAAGUUUCUGAAACUCACGAGUUUGAAUUCGUGUCUGUUCCUAAUUCAUCCAUGUCUUCAGCUGUACCAAAGAUACUUAAUGAUAUUCAGCAAGCAGAUCCCUCUGUAAGCAAAGGUUCAACGAAUGUCCUUUUAGCAACUCAAGACAGCAUCAUGCUUAUGGGUGAAAACUCCAGUUCUGAGCAAGGUCACCUUAUCACAGUUGGGGAUUCUCAAAUCAUUCAGCUCAUCCCUUCCACUUUUCAGAUUCCACAGGACAGCAGUUUUCAGACAGUGUCUUUAGUACCUGCAACUGAUCUUCAUGCAUUUUCUUUGUCAUCUGCAGUUCCUUUUAAUACUGUUACAUCUAAUGGUGAAGCAGCUGUUGAGGCCUUCAACCUUACACCAAAUUCAGAAUCUGCUGUGAUAGUUUCACAAGCUACAGAUCCCCUUGAUAUCAGCCACCCUGAUGCUAUUAGAUCACUUCGCACAUUAGGAGAUGAAGGUUUGGUUGGUGUUAAUUCAAAUGAGAGAGAAAAACAAGAUAGUAAACAGGAGAUGACCAUUCAUGCUUUGGGAAAUCAUGACGAGAUAUCAAUGUCAUCAAACCUUCAUACAUUUGAUUAUGCAGAAAGUAAUCAUACUCUGCUACCUUCACUUUUACCUCAUCAUCCCAUUACCAACUCUCAUGCAUCAAAUUCACAAAUUAAUCAAGACUUGUUACAGCAAAACCUCAUAUGUUCAGACUUUGUUCUUCCAGUUGAUGGAGACAGAUAGCAUAAGAUUGCAACAGUUUGUAUUUUGAUGAGUUUCAGUCCUGUAAGCAUACACAAAGGAAGAUUUUGUCUGUACUACAUAUUCCAUUUAUUUAAGAUGUUAAAAACUGGGAAAAUCUUUUGAAGUUUUGCCAAGUAUUGCAAUCAAUUUACUCUGUUGAAUUUUUUGUGGGUUGCAAUACUUAGUUCCACAACAACACUGGGUCUAUUUCUUCACCCUGCCUAUCUGCUCAGAUGCUGUAAAAUAUUCAAAUUUAUGGAAAUUCCUAAUUCUCCAUAAGCCUGGCAUAUUGAUGUGGGAUUUGAUAUGCAUUUUGAUAUACGUAUACAUUAAAAAUUCUGAAUAUUGAAAGUUAAUACAGGUUUACCUUGCUUAGCAAAGGUUUGGCAUAGGAAAAGCUCUUGGUAUGAAGGAAAUAACUUAGUACCAUACCCACACGAAGGAAAAAAUAUCAAAGGUUCAAACUCUUGCCAUAAUGAAAAAUCAUAGGUUAUGUUCAGUACUUCAUGCAAUGGAAGUUCACCUUAAAUUGUAUUUGUGAAACUUUGAUCACCAUCAUAUUAUCUUUUUGUGCAUCCUGCUGUAUUGUCCCCAAAAGUUUGCAAAUGGCCUGGGAAGAGUAUAAGGCAGUAGCACUUAAUGUGAAAGUUUAUGUAUCAAGAUAAAUGAUACAAUGAUGGGUGUAUUAAGUCAGCAUCCACUGUGAUAACCAUCUGCAUGCAGAAUGUAAGGAUUUUGAGAGCAGGUUUUUAGUGUUAGGAUCAACUUGUGCUAAAGUAAAAUCUCAUAAACACCAUCCAAUACCAUAAUGAAAGAGAUGGAAAAUCAUCUGAAUUAACAUAUAGAUAGAUAUGAGAAGCUUGGUGUUCUUUAAGUUACUGGAACCUUAUUCUUUAUGAGAGAAAUGCUGUUUUAUUCAGCAAACUUUUCAGUGGUGUUUAAAGGAAGUUGUAGGUGGACUGAUUAUUUUGUGAAACAAAGUCAACCAGAUAGCUUUAAAUUGAGUUGGGAAGUUGCUUCUGCUGCCAGAAAGUUCACACUAAUGCCUAUCAUUAAAGUUGAAGGAGGUACCAUUUUAAAGCCCCCCCC